CAGAGGAAUACCCGGUUAGCUUCUCUGGCCUGCUCUCGUGGACAGAGAUGGACGCCUUAGCCUGUGCUUUUUCUCAACUGCGGAUAAGAGAAGACGAACUGAGCCUGGCCGCGGACAACGUGGGCUCUUCGGACAUGCCCCCUGACGUCUACGAGGGAGGUCUGGGGGCCCGAAGGCCACCGUGCUUCAGCCCGCCCGGAAGCAAACCCAAGAACUUCCGCCUGCGGCACCUGCGCGGGCUGGAUUCCUACCUGCCCAGUGACCUUCGGCCCGCCGGCCAGUGUGAAAGCCACUGGCUGUGGAGGCUCCUGAGCGGAGCUUGUCCCCCGCUCCCUCAGGUGCCACCCGGGGCCGGGGCCGGAACACUUCAGACUCUUUUCCCGGAAAGCCCAACGUGCCCUAAGCCAGCCUUUCCGGCCCUCCCUGAGUCUGCGGACAGCCCCGGGACUAGUCGCCAGCAGAACAGCUUGGACUCGGGAGACUUCACCAGAACUCUGCCGAACAAACCCUGAACCUCCGGUUUCAGUUAAUACUGAACAGUGCUGAAUGCUUUUUCCCCUGGCAUCACGCCUAUAAUCCCAUGAGCUCCACGGAGGGUGGGUGAUGAGAGGUCAGGGGAACGUGUUAUUUAGGUUGAGUCCCCUAAUAAACAAAAAA
Molecule: messenger RNA, 657 nt
Organism: Tachyglossus aculeatus (Australian echidna)
Lineage: Eukaryota; Metazoa; Chordata; Mammalia; Monotremata; Tachyglossidae
Gene: C21H16orf90
Product: chromosome 21 C16orf90 homolog
Exons: 3
Coding region: 48-512 (154 amino acids)
Source: RefSeq, a predicted model, not a curated record